Thermothelomyces thermophilus ATCC 42464 is the source of this 782-nucleotide messenger RNA. RefSeq lists its product as uncharacterized. NCBI's taxonomy places the organism in Eukaryota, Fungi, Ascomycota, Sordariomycetes, Sordariales, Chaetomiaceae. The transcript has 3 exons. Bases 142 to 657 code for a protein of 171 amino acids. The record is from RefSeq and is a predicted model, not a curated record.
GGAUGCCAAGAGUUUCGGGAAAGCAUCAUCCACGGCCGACCGGCGAAGCGCACGCAGACAAGUAACGUUAUCGAGGGAAUUGCGCCACCGCACCGCCCGAUCCGCUCAAUUGAUCCAAGUCCUGCUCCUCGUCCGUCCACCAUGGGUUCUGCCUCGUCCAAGCCCUCAGAUUCUGUCCCACAGGUGUGGAGGGGGUCCUCCCAGACCGGGGUGUCGCAGAACCUAGUCGAAGCCCUCGAGGCCAGCAAUGAGACCAACAUUUCCCGCCUCCAAUCGCUCGAGCUCCAUAUCCAGGAGCGCGUUACCGCCGAGCUGAGGCGCCUCCGCGAGCAGGAAGCCGAGUCCCUGCGCGCGGCGCAGCAAAAGCUCUCGGCCGAGCCCGCCGCCGACCAGGAGCAGGGGAGCGAGCAGCAGCGGCAGCUCGGCGGGCCCAGCAGGCACGAGGUCGCCAAGGCGAUCCAGGACCUGCGGGCCAAGCUCGAGGAGAGGAAGAAGGUGCGGCAGCUGCCAGAGAGCGUGGAGAGCGCAAAGAACGACGUGGUGCGGUGCCUGCGCGAGAACGACCGGCGGCCGCUCGACUGCUGGCGUGAGGUGGAGGCCUUCAAGGAGGAGGUCAGGAAGCUAGAAAAGGGCUGGGUUGAUAAGGUCGUCAGCUAGAGAAGGGGAUCGAUGGGAACGAUGGGUGUGAUGGUUUUGUGGCUGGAGGAUAUCAUUUUACCCCAGGCCGCUAUUGUAUACCAGUGAGAUGAUAUUGCGCAUGGAUUAGGGGCCAAAGGGAGAAG